Molecule: messenger RNA, 3018 nt
Organism: Closterium sp. Yama58-4
Lineage: Eukaryota; Viridiplantae; Streptophyta; Zygnematophyceae; Desmidiales; Closteriaceae
Source: the annotation of a GenBank genome assembly
AUGCACCGCACUACAGCCCACCGUACCCUACCCGGUAGAUUGCUUCAUGCCCGCCUUACUCCCCUGCCUUCCCUUCUCCCCUUUUCCCCCGCCUCUCUUCCUUUCACUCCUCCCCGCCUCCUCCCCGCCUCCCCUCCUGCUCCAGGCAAGGUGGGUCAGCUUCUUCUCAUCAACUGCGCUUCCAAGCCCGCCUUACCCCACCCGGUCGAACACUUCAUGUUUGCACCUUACCGCCCCUCCUCGCCCCUCCUGCCCCUCACUACCCCCGCUCUCACCCACCUCCUCCCAGGCAAGGGGUCAGCUCCUUCUGAUCAACAAUGCCUCCAAACCCGCCCUACCCCACCCGGUCGAUCGCUUCAUGUUUGCAUUUUUCCGCCCCUCCUCGCCCCUCCUUCCCCUCGCCGUCUCCCCUCUCACCCACCUCCUCCCAGGCAAGGCAAGGUGGGUCAGCUCCUGCUCAUCAACAACGCCUCCAAGCCUGCCUUACCCCACCCAGUGGAUCGCUUCAUGUUCCCACGCGCCCCCCAGCUGCUGCAAGCCGUGCAGGCAGCGGGCAAGGACAGCUGGCACGUGGUGGUGUUGAGGCAGCUGCUGGGGCUGGCAGUGGCGCCAAUGCUGGGGGAGACGGCCCUCAAGAAGGCUAGCAUGGCUGCACGGAGGUUUCUUGGCACAGAGCCUCUAGCCAGAGGUCUGGUUGAAUUCGAGCCAGCAUUUGAAGCAGCCUCGGAAACCCGGCCUCUGUGCUUCGGAAAGGUGGUCAUUCCGGGGAAACUUAAAGCCAUAACUUACCCUGGUGGCCCCUCAGAAGCCGAGAUGUUUAAAGCCCACCUCGGAUCAUCCCUCGGGCUGCCCAAUCCGCCUUUGCCACUUGGCGACAGCCCCAGUGUUCGCGCCAAGCCACGCGUGCAGCUUCUGUUCAUUCGGAGGAACAGGACGAACGUGGGCGGGCGGCGAAUCCUGGACGAUGGAAGUGACGGAGCGCUGUACGAUCUCUUUUAUGACAUGGGCUUUAAGAUCCGCAGGGCGGAUUUCACGCGCCUGUCCUUCCGCCAGCAGUAUGAAGCAGUUCUGAAUGCAGAAAUCAUCGUGGGGGUGCAUGGCGCCGGCCUCACAAGUGCCGCCGCUUUCGCCCGAAACCGCUCCGUCGUGUUGGAGAUAAUGCCGCACAACACGUUCAACCCGCGGUACUAUUUCAUGGCGGUCCAGGCUGGCGUGAGUUAUUUUCUGCAUCAGCUGCGGCCAGGUGCCAAGCAGCCAUUGGACGAGGAGUUUGAGACGCUGACAGUGCGAAAGUGCUCCAGUGUGCCGGACUGUCGCAAGUAUUUUUAUGAGGACCGGCUUGUGAAUGUGACUAAGGAGGAUUUGGAAGAUUUGAAGGUGCUUUUGGGGGAGGCUCGGACGUUUGUGCGUGAGGCUCGGUGGAAUUUGAAUUGGGCGGGAAAGCGGCUGAGGUCGCGGUACGAGACACUCUGCUCUGCAGGGAAGGCGAGGGAUAUUGGAUGCCGCAUGGAUUUGAUCCGUUCGCCGGUGGCCGAUGUGAAGACGGAAUGCGUGAUGAAGAUGGGCUGCUUGACGGUUAAACCUAUGUUGGCGGAUGACCUGGACGACAUCAUCACUCAGCUGGAGCACACACAGGUGGCGCUGCUGGCGCUGCUGUGCGCAGCCCUGCAGGAACUCCUGCGACGCGCGUGUAAUGAAGCCGCCGCUGCUUCUCCCGCUGCCUCUGCUGAUGCCCGUGACAGGAGUAACGCUUUGGAGCACACAGUAUCUGCUGUGCAGACGGUGUUGAAGCAGUAUUUGACAGCUGCGAGGGCGUCUGGUAGCUCAGAGGGACCUGAUCCAGCAUUCCUGCAGCAAGUUCUCAGUCACGGAAUGCCACAUGCUGCCCACUCUUCUCCCGAGGAGAGUGCUUCUAGUGCUUGCGUCUUAAGAGUCGGUGGCACACACGCUACUACUACUGGCGUCUUCAGUGCAGAGGAGGAGGGGGCGAUGCAGAACGCUCAAGAGGCAGGGUCAGUGCGAAGAGAACAGGGCUCGCCGCGGGGAUCACCGCAAACACCUGUGCGGAAAUACAGGGGAGUGAGGCAGCGGGGUCCUGGAAAAUGGGUGGCUGAGAUCGAAGAUGCCGCCCGGAACAUCCGCCGGUGGCUCGGAACGUUCUCCUCGCCCGAAGCUGCUGCCCGAGCCUUUGACAAAGCUGCCCGGGAGCUGCGUGGGCCCAAUGCAAAGACGAAUUUUCCGCUGCCCGGCACGCCAGAUUCGGCAGCCGCUCGGCAAAAUCGGGAAAGAGUGAUUAACAGCUCAGUCUCAGCAGCAGUUUUUGAGGCGUCUCAGAUACCGCAAAUGCAGCUGAAGACGGUGCAGGUUCCCCUCCCUUCGUACAGCCCUGUGGAUUUCGUCUCACAGGGGCGUAACUCUGCUGGUGUUCCCAGGCCUCGGGCGGCUGAAAGAGUUGCAACUGCAGCGGCAGCUGAGGCACCGUUCAAUCCACUUGAAAGGCCGUGUCGCCCUCUGAAGGGUGAAACGGCUGUAGGUGAGUCAUUGAACCGUGGCGCAUGGGUAUCAACACCCCGCCUAUCUGAGGAAACAGCUGAGAAGCAGCAGGCUGAUGGCCAGCAAGGGAUGCCGCAAGCAAAGGGAUUGCCUCAGGCGAGUGACUUGCACAGGAGAGGAUCGCCUGAGCAGAAAACUCACGGAGCGGUGGGACACACUCGGAGUGCUAUGAGUGAAACCCCGCAUCGCAUUGUGGCGAUUUCCCCUGCUCCGGCCGUUCACACCCCUCAACCGCGCUCCACCAUUGCACAUCUCCUGGCAGCUAUGGUUCAUGAUAGGGUUGUGAAGGAUGAGAUUGGCAAAGAGGGUGGUGAUGCUGCUGCAGAGGAGAAAAGUGAGGGUAGUUCCCCCUUGUGGGUGGCCGAUGAGAGUGUAAUGCAGGAGGGAAGGGAUGCAUGGGAUUGGCCAGCACUACCAUUAGGGUAUUGUGAAUACAGUGGUGGUGGGUGUGAUGAAACGCACUAG